GUCAUAAACUAUGGAUUGGGCCAAAAAAGCUGAGGAUCAAGUCUCUAAAUUGGUUAGCAAUUUGGAAAUCGAAAAGAAAGAGGAGACAAAGGAUGAUGCAGAAGCCCCCGAUGUAGCAAGCCCAGCUGAAACCAGUCUCCUACUGAAAAUUAUUCGCAAGGGGUUGGUCGAAUCUAAACUGGAUUUAGAAGUGCAACGCCAGGACCCAUCGUCACCUUUAUACUCAGUCAAAACUUUCGAGAAAUUACACUUGAAACCUGAAAUUUUGAAAGGCAUAUAUGCCAUGGGAUUUAACGCGCCAUCUAAAAUACAGGAAAAUGCUUUACCAAUAUUAUUAGCGGAUCCACCACAAAAUAUGAUAGCACAAAGUCAAUCUGGUACAGGAAAAACCGCAGCAUUUGUCCUUGCAAUGCUAAGUCGCGUUGACACGAAAUUAGAUUAUCCUCAGGUUCUUUGUUUGUCCCCUACAUAUGAGCUUGCAAUUCAGACUGGAGAAGCUGCAGCACGCAUGGCACAAUUCUGUCCUGAUAUAAAAUUAAAAUUUGCGGUCCGCGGAGAAGAAGUUGCUCCUGGCACAAAACUUACUGAUCACAUAAUUAUCGGAACGCCUGGAAAAGUUUUAGAUUGGGCCUUAAAGUAUAGAUUCAUAGACCUUAAGAAAAUACGAGUUUUUGUAUUGGACGAAGCAGAUGUAAUGAUCGCUACGCAGGGUCACCACGACCAAUGUAUUCGAAUUCAUAAACAACUGUCGCCCAAGUGUCAAAUGUUGUUUUUUUCUGCAACAUAUGACAAAGAGGUAAUGGAGUUUGCCGAGCACAUUGUACCCGAAGCAAAUAUUAUAAGGUUAAGAAGAGAACAGGAAUCCCUCGACAACAUUAAACAGUACUAUGUCAAAUGUAAUUCAGAAGAAGAAAAAUAUCAAGCCAUACAAAAUAUAUAUGGAAGUAUAACAAUUGGACAAGCUAUAAUAUUUUGCCAUACUCGAAAGACUGCUGGAUGGCUUGCUGGAAAGUUGUCUUCGGAUGGACAUUCUGUCGCAGUGCUCUCAGGUGAACUUACUGUGGAACAACGUUUGGCAGUUCUCGACAGAUUUAGAAUUGGACUGGAAAAAGUAUUAAUUACUACUAACGUUUUAUCACGAGGAAUCGACGUGGAACAAGUUACAAUUGUUGUAAACUUCGACUUACCAAUGGAUGCAAAGGGUCGAGCUGAUUGCGAGACUUAUCUCCAUCGCAUUGGUAGAACUGGAAGAUUCGGUAAAAAUGGCAUAGCCAUUAACUUGGUUGACAGCGAAAAAUCGAUGGAGAUAUGUCGCGCUAUUGAAAAUCAUUUUAAGAAGACUAUUAAAGAGCUCAAUGCCGACAAUACGGAAGAAAUUGAAAAAAUUGGAACAUAAUUACCAUACAAUGUAAAAUAAAAAUAAGACUUGGCUUACUAUAAA
Molecule: messenger RNA, 1441 nt
Organism: Musca vetustissima
Lineage: Eukaryota; Metazoa; Arthropoda; Insecta; Diptera; Muscidae
Gene: Dbp80
Product: DEAD-box helicase Dbp80
Exons: 11
Coding region: 11-1396 (461 amino acids)
Biological process (GO): poly(A)+ mRNA export from nucleus
Cellular component (GO): nucleus; cytoplasmic stress granule
Molecular function (GO): ATP binding; RNA binding; RNA helicase activity
Source: RefSeq, a predicted model, not a curated record